Messenger RNA from Archocentrus centrarchus (flier cichlid), 694 nucleotides. RefSeq names its product interferon gamma-like. Gene Ontology annotation, biological process: immune response. The transcript has 4 exons. Bases 1 to 624 code for a protein of 207 amino acids. Gene Ontology annotation, cellular component: extracellular region. Gene Ontology annotation, molecular function: type II interferon receptor binding. The record is from RefSeq and is a predicted model, not a curated record. Lineage: Eukaryota; Metazoa; Chordata; Actinopteri; Cichliformes; Cichlidae.
AUGGCUACCACUGUGAGGGCAGCGGUCUGUCUGUGCCUGUGGCUUUUUGCCUGUCAGGUCAGAGGAUCCCACAUUCCCCAAGAAAUGAACAGGACCAUCCAGAGCCUCCUGCAGCACUAUAAAAUUUCCAACAAGGAAAGAUUUGAUGGGAAGCCCGUUUUCCCGAAUGAGCAGCUCAGUGGAAAAAUGGAGACCAAAUUGGUCUUCAUGGGCGGCGUUUUAGACUCCUACGAAAAGCUGUUCGGCCACAUGUUGAAGCAGCUGCCCACUCCGAGCCCCCAGAUUGCCGGGAGCAACGCGCAACCUGGCUCUGCCGUCACCGCCGCCUCCAGCGACCCCAGCAACGCGGGAUCGGCAGCGGGCCGAGAUGUCAGGUCACAGCUGAAAUACAUCCUGAGGAAGGUCCAGGAGCUGAAGCGGCACCGCUAUCAGGAGCAGGAGAAGCUUCUGCAGGGACUGCAGACCCUCAGACAUAUCAAGAUGGACGACCACAUCGUUCAGAGCAAAGCGCUCUGGCAGCUGCCGCAGCUGUACGAGGAGGCGAGCUCGCUCCCCGAAAUCAAGAUGCAGCGGCGACGCCGACGGCGGCGGCAAACAAAGGCCAAAGGUCACCAGAGGGGCUAAACCGUGACCCGAAGGGCAUAAACCGCAAUAACAGUAAAACGAGGAUGUUUGCUGGACAUUUGAAUUUUAC